Amoebophrya sp. A25 is the source of this 2898-nucleotide messenger RNA. The record is from the annotation of a GenBank genome assembly. NCBI's taxonomy places the organism in Eukaryota, Dinophyceae, Syndiniales, Amoebophryaceae.
GAAAAAGUCGCAACUUUUCCAUUCCCCUUCACCUCUUUUUACUUUCCACCGAUCCUUUUUCCACUGAUCCUUAUUCCUGAAGGAAUAAGUUGUAGCUUCGAAACCGAAACCCUUUUUCAAUUACAUCGACAUAGUUGUACCUACUAAGAUAAUCAUUUUUCUUCAGUAACAUCAUUGCUAACUACAGCUGCAGAAGGAUUAGCAGCCUCCAUCUUCAACAGAUUCGCUACCACAGCUAGUUCCUCUUCUUGUUCUUGUUGGUUCUCGAAAAUAUACAGCUAACGCUUCUUCUUCGUCUAGAAACAUUCUUGGCCCAAGAUGUCCCGCUUCGUGAAGUCGUGUGUGAUUCUGGUCGUUUCCGCGGAUGCCCUUCAAAUUGCUCGCAAGAAAAAGGAAAUAAACAAGGGCUCCAGUUGGUUUUCAAACAAUGUGAUUUCGGUACUAAUAACGUGUUUAUUUUUAGUCCCCUUAACUGAGAUGCAUACAAAAAAAAACACAACACAAAAAAAGGGAAGACGCGCAAAUAUCGGGUCGCUUGAAAGUCGUCGCGUUUGAAAAAAGGGAGGGCUUGAAUUGCCGCGUUACCAAGGAGGGGAAGGAGAUGGCCGGGUCUUGCCAGAGCGAGCCGCGCCCUGCGAGAGAGAGCCGCGCCAUGCAAAUGUGCGCCGCGUCUUGCGAGGGAGUGCGCGCCGCAGGUAAGGCGCGGCCUUGUCUUGCCGAGCCGCGUCUUGCUCUUGCGAGUGCGAGGCGCGUCCUGCGGGUGCGGGUCGCGUCUUGCGAGUGUGGGCCGCGUUCUGCGGGUGCGAGUCACGUCUUGCGAGUGCGCGCCGCGUCGUGUGAGUGCGAGCCGCGUCGUGUGAGUGCGAGCGCGGGCCGCGUCUUGCGAAACACGUCCUGCGAAUGUGAGUUAGUCCGUCGCGUUCUGCGAGUGUGAGUCGCGGGCGUCUUGUCAGUGCAGCGAGGCGCGUCGUGCGGGUGUGAGUCGCGUCGUGUGAGUGCGAGCCGCGUCGUGCGAGUGUGGGCCGCGUCUUGCGAGUGCGGCUGGGGGGGUGCUUAAGAUGAGAAGGCGAAAGCACUAAACCACAGGAAGGGCUUUAUAAGUGUAGAAGUGCCCCGCGUCGACUUACCUUCACAACAAAGAGCAGCAAGAAUGGUCAAGAGUCUCCAGACUGCUUCAUGUUCUGCACCCCCUUAGGCGUAUCUUUCAACUCAGCCACUGACUAGAUUCAUUAGCGCUUAGACUUGGCACACUGCUGCUACUACUACCUCGACUACUCCUACUACUUUAGGCAGGUGGAAGGAGGUCUGCCAGUGGUAUGAAGGUCGAGGACAUUAUAAGAUGAAAGUAGGCUUGGCGUCCUCUUUUUCUCUCUUCUCCUUGUGGUUCAUCCGCAUCACUCAUCAAUCCAUCCUCAUCUUUUCAACCUUCAUCUUUUCAACCCUCAUCUUUUCAAUCCUCAUCUUUUCAAUCCUCAUCUCUUCAAUCCUCAUCUCUUCAAUUCUCAUCUUUUCAAUCCUCAUCUUUUCAAUCCUCAUCUUUUUUCAAUCUUCAUCUUUUCAAUCUUCAUCUUUUCAAUCCUCAUCUUCAAUUCUCAUCAGCGCGGAUUUACUGCUAUGAAAAACGGGGCGAACGUCGCGAUUACGACAUCCGGAAUUAUUAUGGUCAACAGUCUAAUGUAAGGACUUGCUCAUCUACUUCAAGUAGGUCUUCUUGUAUACGAGGAUAGUGGUUGUGCUCUAGAGUACUGAUAUUAUUAAGUAGCUGCGCAUUAACUUUAACUAACUUAUAUGCAUGAUGCCAGCACUUGCGCUCCCACUUAUUGAGAACCCGCCAAGUUAUACUAGGAAAGUCAUGUCGUUCCUAAGUUCAGGAUCAUAGUGCAUUCAAUCAAUUCAAUCAUAGGCAGCUACUAGGUAUUUACCUGCUCCUUCCAUCUAGUAUUUACACCAUGGGAAAGUAGAACAACAAGGAAAUAUGCAUCAUGGGAAAGCAGAAUGGCCUGUAGAUACCCCCACUUUUCCUAUAUGCUCGUUUCUAAUGAAUAAGUACCUUGAUUGGUAGUUUACUGGUCUCCUUGUUAGUCACCGUCCAGUCAAUUCACCAUCCUCACCCUCAUUAUAAUAUCAAUCUGCAUAGCUAGGGGGGCAUCUUCUUCAAAGAAACUACAUCAAAUAGAAGAAAAAAGAAUACACACGCAUCUUCUUUCUUCAAAAAGAAUUUAAUAGAGGUAGAUACUUUUUUUUUACCCUCCGUCCACCUGGUGCCCCUGAGGAGCCUCUCCUUGUAAGUAUCUCUGCCCCUCCGCCUGUCCGACCUAUUUCUCCCGCCUGUCGGUCCCUAUCUUGUUCUUCUAAUAUGGCGGUCGGGCUCCAAGCACUGAAAUUUAAUCGGUGCAGGGAGAUCAACCAGGACCUAGUCAAGGAUGCAUGCAGCGGCGAAGCGAAAGAUCCUGACUCGAGAGUCACUGACCAUAUGAUCCAGACGUCUCUCGACUAUUACAAGAAAGACAUGGACGAAGUGGUCAAGCGCGCGCAUAACAUUAAGAAAGAUAUACCUUGUUUUUGAUAUCAAAGAAAAAGAUACAACGAGCAUGACAAAAAUAUAGCACUUUAAAGCAAUAAGGCAUACCGACUUCCACUCACGACUUGGCCCAUCGAUCUCGUUAUUUAUAUGAGUCGAUGUAAGAGCGAACUACUCCUAAUUUAUCUGGUAAAGCACUUAGGCCCCGCGACUGGGCGCACUGCCAUUACUACUUCCACUGGGUUCUUAUGGGAAUGCUUGCAGUUACCGGACUCACGCUAGGGCGUCGAAUAGUUCCGACCUUUCCAAUUUCAAAAGGAAAUAGCUACCAUGGGUCUGGGCCCGUUCUUGGGUCGUUGGUAGACCGCGUGAAUUGA